UGUUGCAACUUAUGAAGACUACGAAAUAGAAGAUAAAUGUUAUGAUGAUGGCGGUGACAAUGAUAAUGAACCUGUUAAUAAGGUUGAGGAAAAUCCUGAUGAAGAGCAGGGCGAAGACCAAGAAAAGCUUGGUGAAUUAAACCAAUCUAUUAAAAUAGCCAGUCUUACUUCAUUUGAAUCGAUCAUUGCUUCGCAACAGCAGCAACUUGAUCAUAUUAUUAAGAUUGAAGAAUUACUGCAUGUUAUAUCUAAUAAAAUUUCUGAACAAGAAACGGAUAUUAAAUCGCUUAAAUCUCAGAUAGGAGAAGCUUCGUCUAGAGCAAAAAUUCAAGAAAUAACAGGAUGA
Racocetra fulgida is the source of this 346-nucleotide messenger RNA. Lineage: Eukaryota; Fungi; Glomeromycota; Glomeromycetes; Diversisporales; Gigasporaceae. The record is from the annotation of a GenBank genome assembly.